Messenger RNA from Paracoccidioides brasiliensis Pb18, 945 nucleotides. RefSeq lists its product as uncharacterized. Bases 1 to 945 code for a protein of 314 amino acids. The transcript has 2 exons. The record is from RefSeq and is a predicted model, not a curated record. Gene Ontology annotation, cellular component: CURI complex; UTP-C complex. Gene Ontology annotation, biological process: ribosomal small subunit assembly; rRNA processing.
AUGGCGCCUAAAACACCCUUUCCGCUGAGUAUAUCCGGCUACUCAGUCCUACCAGUCGAGUUUCCCCCAGUUCCUUCAUUCCCAAACCCUGCGACGCAUUACCUCUACCUUCAUCCUCACGAACCACGAGUUCCCGACCCAGACUCCGCCCGCUCUCUUUUCAUCGUAAAUAUCCCAGUAACGAGCACAGAAACGCAUUUCCGACAUUUAUUUGGCGCUCAAUUAGCCUCUGGUCGUGUUGAACGAGUUGAAUUCCACGACUCAAUUGCUAAAGACUCUUCAACAGUUUCACCCCAACCGCCCACGAUUAGCACUACCACCAGCAACAGCAAGAAACGAAAACGAGACACUGUCCAAGACCUGCAAAUCAAGCACGAUAAAAUGGAGCUCCCAUGCACAUGGAACCGUGAACUCCACACCAGCGGCGCACAUGCAGUUGUAGUCUUCUUCGAUCGGCCCAGCAUGGAAGCCAGUCUCAAAGCUGCGAAAAGGGCCGCGAAAAACCGCACAAAGAUAAUAUGGGGUGAAGGGAUCGAGAAGGACCGUUUACCAGCCCUCGGAAUCCAGAGAUACAAAACACAUAACAAACUACGGUACCCGGCACGCACCGAUCUGUUGCGCACAGUGAACGACUACAUGGCCAUCUUUGGCCAGUUUGAGGAGGCUCGAGCACAUGAAGCGGCUGCAGCCGCUGACGAGCCUGAUGAGGAUGGCUUUGUGACCGUUACGCGGAAGGGGAAGAUUAAUAAUGUUGGGCGCGAGGAGGAGAUGAAGGAGUUGUUAGAGAAGCAUAAGGAGAAGAGUAAGGGGCUUGAAGACUUUUAUCGAUUCCAGCUGCGGGAGAGGAAAAAGGAGAGGCAGACGGAGUUGCUGAGGAAAUUUGAGGAGGAUAAGAGGAAGGUUGAGGAGAUGAGGAGGAGGAGGGGGAAGGUUAGGCCUGAAUAA